Pelobates fuscus (common spadefoot toad) is the source of this 3372-nucleotide messenger RNA. It is a transcript of the gene NCDN, whose product is annotated as neurochondrin. Gene Ontology annotation, cellular component: dendrite. The record is from RefSeq and is a predicted model, not a curated record. Gene Ontology annotation, biological process: regulation of neuronal synaptic plasticity; neuron projection development. Bases 134 to 2350 code for a protein of 738 amino acids. Lineage: Eukaryota; Metazoa; Chordata; Amphibia; Anura; Pelobatidae. The transcript has 7 exons.
CGGUACUCGCUUCGGCCCUCCUAUUGGUGAGGGUAUAGAAAGACUGAAUUCGGAUUGGCUGGUUCACCGCUGGGCUGUGACACGGAAGCGGAUUAGUGGGAGGAGGCUGUGCGGUCCUGGGGCACGUGUUUGGAUGAGGGAUGUUGUGUGUCAGCUAAUUGAUAAAAUGACAACACAGCCAGAGCCAUCUGCGGACACUAGUGCCAGCAGUUCCACUCUGGAUCGAUGUCUCGAGGUUCUGCGAGGAGCUAAGAGUGACAGCGAACAGUUUGCAGCUCUGUUGCUGGUUACAAAAUGUGCCAGAGCUGGGGAGUUGGAUGACAGCACAAGACAUAAAAUUUUUGAUGCAGUUGGCUUUACAUUUCCAAAUCGCCUCCUGUUUUCCACAUCUAACCUUGAUGGAUGUCCUGCACAUUUAUUCCGUAGUCUAGGAGUGACGCUACUGGCUUGCUUCUGCACUGACCCUACCCUUGCAGUGCACCCGCAGGUCAUCAACAAAAUUCCCAUCUUUAAUGAGAUUGUGCAUUCCCCAUGUGCAGAAGGCAGCAAAGAUUAUCCUUCCAUGGUGGACGAUACUUAUCAGUGCCUAGUUGGUGUCUUGGCAUCUCCACAGGGAGCAAAGCACCUGAUUUCUGGUGACACUGUAUCCUCUCUAUGCCAGGCUUACUUAAAUCAUAAUCAUGGCUGGGAACAAGCAUUGCAAAUUCUCACCUCGCUUCUUACUUUACUACCAACAAAAUGUUGGAAAAAAAGUAGCACAGACCUUAAGCGUCUUUUAACAAAACUCACUUUGGAUUUUAGUGAAUUGGAAGAUGAACGGAAAUUCCAACUAGCUGAGAUUUUACCAACAUUUCUCCCACCUUCGUCUAUUGUGCUGGAAUCUUCAUGGGGUAAUGAUUGUUUGAAGUAUCUGUGUAAUGGUUUGUUUAAAAUCCUGAGCAGUAAAUUAAGCAUUGCACAACGUGACCCCGCUUUGAAGUUAGGUGCCUGCCUUGCUCAUACCUAUGGCUCCACGUGGAUCGUGGCAGAGAAGAGAGCUGAAAGGGCCAGGUUUUUGGCCCUGUUGGUAAACUUGGCCUGUGUGGAGAUGAGAAUGGCAUUGGAAGUUCCUGAGCCUCUGGAAUCCCGACAAGCCUUUGUCACAGCCUGUUAUUCUUUGGUUGAAAUGGGUAUCGAAGAAUGUACCAAAGAAGAACGUCCUCUGCUGAAAAGGGACCAGAAGCUGCAACUCAUUCAAGUCAUGCAAGAGGCCUGUGGUGCAGUCAUGUAUCACUUACAACAGAGAGGGUGGGAAAAUAUUGAGGAUCCUUUUACCCUUGCUUCAGUACGGUUAAUAGGUGCAUGGCUAGCCGAGGAAACUUCCUGCCUGAAAAAGGAAGUCAUCGAUCUUUUGCCCUUCCUCGUGCAUUAUAUGAGGACUUGGUACCAGCGUGGUGUGGCCUGCAGGGGUCAGUCAAAGGAAGUCUCUCAAAUGACAUUACUGAGCAGCAAAUGGGGAGCUGUAUGGCCUGGAGAUGCAAUAAGAUUCCUGCUCCCUGCUAUGUGCCACCUUAGUGCUGAGGAAGGUGCACGCAGGGUACUUCUUUCCGAAGGGGUCUCUGCUCUGCUCUGCGACUAUUACCUUCAACAGUGGGAUGUUUUUUCAUCGGAGGAUGCAGAGCCUGCUGAAACCAGGAGUGCGGCAGAACUGAGCCUCCAAAGCUGCUGUGGGGUGUUCCUCAAUCUUGUGGUAACAGAGCCAUCCAUUAUUGGACAGGAGUCCUGUUUUGCUUCUUUGCUGACACAUCUCAUGAGGUCUCUUCCCAGUCUGGAUUCUAAGGACGGUCAUAUGGUUCUUCUUGCCAACAUUGUUACACUUGGCCUAAUGAUGAGCCGAUUAUUAGCUGACACACCAGUGAUGCAGGAAGAUUUCUCCAGGGACUUCUUUUCAGCUGUGAUUCGCUUCUUAAGACAUUCUCACAUGGCUUCAAGUAAUUCAGACUCUAACAAGCCAAGUAUUUCAUUGUCUGAGCGUUAUGCAGAUGCAUGGGAGGAGAUCUCUGAACUAUGGUUCCUUGGUGUACAAGCUUUUUCAAGUUGUGUUUCUCUGCUGCCAUGGCUGUCCACAUUGGUCCUUGAAUCUGGCUGGCUCCAGGAUUUGCUAUGCCUCCUCGAUCAGGUUUCUCCUGCAUCUGUCGGCUCCGAUAUGGUAACUGUGCUUCAGGCUCUUCUCACAGAGUUAACCCAGAACAGCAAACCCUGCAGAGAGCUGAUCCUACAACGAGGAGGUCUAGAGAAAGCCAAUUUAUAUGGAAUGGCUGCUCUGGAACAGUGUCUUGCUGAACUGUAUUUAACAAAAGAUCCAGUGUGAGAGUCUCCAUAUAAAGUUGAACUAUGUAAACUAAAAAAUGUCAGAAGAUGAGCUUUAAAACAAAAUUUUGAUGCAUUCAUGCAUUUUUUGCCUGAAUAAAAUGCAUUAUGAUUGCAUCUACUUCUGUUUUUACUAGUUUUGUUUAUAAUAAUUAAAUGAUCUUGGUGUAUCCAUCAUUUUGAAAACGUGUCUAUUAAUACUGUAGAGUACGUCUUCAAGUUAAAGCAUAUCAUACUGCUCUGUUUUUGCUCUAGAUGAAAAAGGCUAAGUUUGCAGAACAUUUAAAAGGGAACAUUGUUACACUUUUUUUAAAAGGAACAUUCCGAGCACCAUAAGCACUACAGCUCACUGUAGGGGUUAUGCUGACAGGAGUGCCUUAGCGCUCCCCCAUUGUAAAUAGUCAGAUUGGUUUUGAACAGUCUGGUUUCUUACCUGUGGUCCUCCAGGCUCCGCUCCCUGCCUCUACUGCAAUCUCGCGAGAGCUAAUCUGCCGUUAGAACCCGUGAGCUAAGGUCUGCAAUGCAGGAUGUGGCUCAUUGGCUAAGUAUCCGCUUAUUUGCUGAGUGUCAGCUCAUCAGGGCACUCAUGGUAAGCUAUAGCGGUUAUGGCAGUUAGAUUGUUCCUUUCAUAAUUUCCGUAUUGAGUAUUUUAACCCUAUUUAUUAUGCUUUAUACACUCCUGAGGUGAAUUUACACUCCCCAAUGGCUGGUGGACUCAGGUAUUUUGAGUACUGUAUCUAUAUAUCCUUUGAACUUUUAUACACUGUUUGCAUGCACAGUCCCCUAAUUUGUCCAUGACGCUAUGUAGCAACUUAACACCCUGUUCAGGUGGUAUUACUAGUGAUAAAUUUACUGAAUGCAUAAACAUUUCAUUAUAUAUUUUUUUGCUGUUAUAUUUUCUCUUUACAUAAUGACAGUUGCUUCAGAUCAAAUAAGCAAUGAUAGGUUCCUCCCAAAGAAGUGGUUACGUUCAGGAACUUUACAAAGAGGAGUGUUCCCGGUCAGUUUGUGUUUAAGUUACAC